Grammomys surdaster is the source of this 3342-nucleotide messenger RNA. RefSeq names its product platelet activating factor acetylhydrolase 2 (gene Pafah2). Bases 94 to 1266 code for a protein of 390 amino acids. The record is from RefSeq and is a predicted model, not a curated record. Lineage: Eukaryota; Metazoa; Chordata; Mammalia; Rodentia; Muridae. The transcript has 11 exons. Gene Ontology annotation, molecular function: 1-alkyl-2-acetylglycerophosphocholine esterase activity.
CUCCGAGUGACCCUUCUCAGGUAGCUUUUGAAUGAUCAGCGUGACUGGCCAGCACAUUCUGGAACAUCCGGCUUUGGUCCAGCUGGUGAUGAGAUGGGGGCCGGCCAGUCUAUAUGCUUCCCACCCAUCUCGGGACCCCACCACAUUGGCUGCACAGAUGUGAUGGAGGGUCACAGUCUUGAGGGGAGCCUCUUCCGACUCUUCUACCCAUGCCAAGCAUCAGAGAAGUGCGAAGAGCCCCUGUGGAUUCCCCGCUAUGAGUACUGCAUGGGUCUGGCUGACUACUUGAAGUAUAACAAGCGCUGGGUGGGGUUGCUGUUCAACGUGGGUAUCGGAUCUUGUCGCUUGCCUGUUAACUGGAACGGCCCCUUUAAGACAAAGGAUUCUGGAUACCCUUUGAUCAUCUUGUCCCAUGGCCUAGGAGGCUUCAGGGCGGUAUACUCGGCCUUCUGCAUGGAGCUGGCCUCCCGUGGCUUUGUGGUUGCUGCUGUGGAGCACAGGGACCAGUCAGCUUCGGCCACCUACAUCUGUAAGCAGACCUCACAAGAGAGCUCGCCCACUGAGUCUCUGGAGGAGGAAUGGAUCCCCUUCCGGCACAUCAAGGAAGGGGAGAAGGAAUUCCAUUUGAGGAAUCCCCAGGUGCACCAGCGGGUGAGAGAGUGUAUGCGCGUGCUGCAGAUCCUUCAGGACGCCUCUGUGGGGAAGACUGUUGUCAAUGUCUUUCCAGGAGGACUGGAUCUGACGACCUUGAAGGGCGGCAUCGACGUGAGCCGCGUGGCUGUGAUGGGGCACUCCUUUGGAGGAGCUACAGCUGUCCUUGCCUUGACCCAGGAGGUCCAGUUUCGGUGUGCUAUAGCCUUGGACGCUUGGAUGUUCCCUCUGGAAUGGGACUUUUACCCCAAAGCCCGGGGCCCUGUGUUCUUUAUCAACGCCGAGAAAUUCCAAACAAUGGACACCGUCAACUUGAUGAAGAAGAUAUGUGCCCAACAUGAGCAGUCUAGGAUUGUGACUGUCCUAGGCGCUAUUCAUCGGAGUCAAACUGACUUUGCCUUUGUGACCGGCAACCUGAUUGCUAAAUUCUUUUCCAGUAACACUCGGGGGACCCUGGACCCUUAUGAAGGUCAGGAGGUCAUGGUGCGGGCCAUAUUGGCCUUCCUGCAGAAGCACCUUGAUCUGAAGGAAGACUAUGAUCAGUGGAGCAGCUUCAUCGAAGGCGUCGGACCAUCGCUCAUCCAAGGGGCCCCCCACUAUCUGUCCAGUCUAUAGGUUGCUUGAGCUGAGUUUCCACUUAGGAGCUGCCCAAGGAUACUUGUAAACUCUCAGCAGGACCCUUUUUCCCAGAUCGAGAAGAUGUAAUCAGAGAGCUGAUUGGGCAGCUGGAUACUUUGCUCUUGGGAUCAUUGAUUGUGGUUGGAUCACUGGCUGAUUGGGAAGCUGAUUUUUUUUUUUUAAGUCAAGGACUCAUGACCCAGACUGGCUCUGAGCUUAUUACGUAAUGAGGAUGACCUUUCUGAAUGACAGAUACUACCACUAUGCCUGGCUGUGUUCAGUGCCGGGAAUCAGACCUGAUGUGAGCCACUGUGCCUGACUUGAUUUAAAGACUAUGAAAUCCUUAUGUCCUGAGGACCUGUUCUCAGUAACAGUGGUCCCCACCUCUGUCCCAGGGUUGUUGGCCUUAAGUAAGAACAGAGUCUACCUGCUCAGCUGAGCUCUCUCUGGGCUUGGGCCAUUUCUACUGUUCUGACCGUGCAGUUUACCAUGUGGAAUCCAUACCAAUAGGCGCCAUGCCCUCUGUGCCACCAUAGCCAGUCUUUUUGGCAUCCAGACACGCAUCUCAAGGAAAACCCACUGGAUCUGUGGUACCUACUUUGGAUGGACUUUACAGUAGUUUGCCUGUAAAGCUUAGGCAGACCACUAUAUUAACUGACUACAUCCCCUACUGUUGGCAAGCUAACUUUCUUAGGAUGAACCAAGAGAGUAAGUCGUAGGGUGGGACUGGCUGAGCCCCCGGCCCCAGGCGGAGCCCCAUGGAGCGUGGAUAUGACAACUUGACUGGGCGAGCCCACUCCCUCACCUUGGGCGAUUGUUGCCUUAUGAAGCCAAAGGCCAGAGGGAAACCUAAGGGCUUCCAGCCCUGCCUGGUGCUCUCCACCUGCCCCCCGCCCGCAGUCUUCCCACCAUAUGAAAUACAGUAAUGGACACUUUAUACUGUCAUGCUUAGGAGCCCACGUGGGACAAACAGUAUUGUCCUCAGAACACAGACACCAAGGAGCCCCUCAGAAGCUCACUUUCUACAUAUGUAAACUGAGGGCCUGUGUUACGAAUGGGUGGAAUGAUUGAGUGGGGGAUGGGUAACCCCUGGGUUAUUAAAUGUGCAUAUGUCCCACACAUGUGCUUUCUAAUUGUUCAUAUGAGGUUUCACAAGUAUAUCUUGUUAGGAAACAUCCUGAGUAGGUUGAGUUGGGCUUGAACACUCCGGUAACAUUGGAACAUUCCUAGGAAGGUCUGAGGUCAGCUUUGUCUUGACUCUUACUCCAAACUUGGGUGCGUUAGUUGUCUGUCUUUCUUUCUCUUCUCUUCUUUUCUUUCUUUCUCUUUUCUUUUGGAGGCCAUCCCCCAAUUUGAGUCAAGAAACAGAUCCAGUCUGUUUCAUCCUGUUCAAAUUCUGUUGAAUAUUGAUGCUCAUGUGACCUGAUGGCGUGCUGUAAUACCGUCUGUUUAAUCGACAUUAGAGCAAGUUGGAGAACCAUCUGCAAGUGACUUUUCUGAUUUCCUUUGUUUGCUAAUCACGUGUGCCCACAUGGAAAAAAAUGAAGUCUUCCCAGAGUUCCAAGCUCAGUGGGAAGGCCUACCAAGGACUAUCUCUCUGCCAUACAGAUGUCACCCGAGUCCAAAGAGGGAAGAACCCUGAAGGGGCUAGUACAGAAUGGAAAUGUAUCUCUGCACAGUAGUCCUAGGUCAGGGCCGCCAAAGCAAUCCAGACAGACGAGCACACACCAGGAGGCUCCUCAGGCACGGCUCUGCAGCUGCACAGCUGGGCUUGGAGUCCUGGCUCCACCACUGUGGAAAUCGGAGCAAAUUCUGUUGUCUUCCCCACCUCACUUUCUAUGUAUGUAAACUGAGGGCCUGUGUUACGAAUGGGUGGAAUGAUUGAGUGGGGGGAUGGGUAACCCCUGGGUUAUUAAUGUGCAUUUCCCAUGUCCCACACAUGUGCUUUCUAAUUGUUCAUAUGUUAGAUGUUUCCUAGUCAGAAUGCCCCAUGUGAUCUCUGCCCUUCAAGAUUUGUCGAAAUGUGAUUGUUGGCCCACUCGCUGUAUGAUUAAAAAGUCUAUCUAGUCUGAA